Molecule: messenger RNA, 1518 nt
Organism: Dendroctonus ponderosae (mountain pine beetle)
Lineage: Eukaryota; Metazoa; Arthropoda; Insecta; Coleoptera; Curculionidae
Gene: Tmem43
Product: transmembrane protein 43 homolog
Exons: 6
Coding region: 271-1383 (370 amino acids)
Biological process (GO): nuclear membrane organization
Cellular component (GO): nuclear inner membrane
Source: RefSeq, a predicted model, not a curated record
CAGGUUAUGUGGGCAAAGCCUGUCAGUUGUGGAGGUUAUAUUUACCCUGCUAAAUUUUUGUCGAUUCUGAGGCUUUUCACACUAUUCCGCGAUUUCUUUUCACUGCAACUAACAGAAAAUCCAUUGGAAAAAAACCGUGUGUCUUUUAAACGGGGCAAAUAGUGAAACCGGGUACCAGCCACUCAACCCCUUGCAAUCUAGGUCACUAGUGGGACAUGCGUUCAUUCCACCCUGCGAUUGAUUGAAAACACCCCUAGGAUAGCUGCGUCAAUGGAAGCAGGGCUUGCGGAAGAGCUGAGGCGCACCUGGCUAGUUUCGCUGAUAGGGCUCCUGCUAUUCUCCGCUGGCUUACUCUUGAUAGGAUGGAACGAACUGCGGGCCGUGCAUCGGCACAAUACUCUGGAUGUGAUGCACUUGGAGACGGUUUCCAUCGAUCCUGACGAUCAGUGGCUACAAGAAAACGAUGGAAAGCUGAUCCAUUUGACUGGCAAUUUGGUUAUUAAUGAGCCCCUGACUGAUCCAGAGUAUGGAGUAGCAGUUGCAGCUGCCAGGCUAAAGCGCCGCGUCCAGAUGUUUCAAUGGGUGGAAAAUUACGCCUCCCAAAGCGACGAUGUUGAGCCUUCCAGCCAGGAUAUGCAUGGCAAAGACUACUACUACGUUACAGAAUGGCGCGACAAACUAGUGGAUAGCAGCAGCUUUUACAUUCGCCAAGGCCAUGAAAACCCCACCAAAAUGCCCAUAAAAACCCAAAUUUACACCUCGGCCUCAGCCAGGGUGGGCCAAAUAAAACUAAGCAGCGAACUGCUAGAGAAGUUCAAGCAGUUUGAGGUGAUUUCUGGCGACCAACGCCCGGACAGAGACGACAUCAAGCUUCAUUUGGGCAUCUACUAUCAUUGCCGCGACGUUUUCAAUCCGGAAGUUGGCGAUAUUCGCAUUCAAUUCUACUACGCGGGGGCCCAUGACGAGCCAGUUUCAAUAGUAGCGAAGCACGAGAAGGGCUGGUUGGUCGCCCAUAAGACCACAAACGGGCAAAAGUUGGCUCUAGUCGAGAGCGGCACUCUAAACAAAGAUCAAAUAUUUGCAGCUGCCCACAAGGAUGUGAGGAUAUUCACGUGGAUGUUGCGCUUUCUGAGCGCUUUCACCUUUUACGCCGCCACUUUAUGUUGGUGUGGCCUUUUGAAGAUCAUCUUCAACAAAGUGCCUGGCCUGGAAAAUCUACUGAGCGGCAGCCCACACGAUUUCAACAACUUUCUGUUUGCGGCCUCCUUGGACCUUUUUUUCGUAUCCUUAGUCUGGAUCAUAUAUCGGCCUGUUUUGGGGGCUAGCUUGAUUUUUGCCUCACUCAGCCCAUUGCUCUACUCCAUCCUUGGAGAGUAUCGAUAGCGGCCUAAUCCUCCAAUGGUGAUAUUCUAGUCAAGCUUUGCUUUCUGUUGGUGAAGUGGAUUGUUUUUCGAGUGCGUUUUUUUUUAGCCCAAAGUGAUUUUAAUUGGUUAUUUUCAGUACACUUUUGGCUAAAAA